CAUUCUCAUAGCUCAUCUUGCCAAAAGCAAACGUCCAUGUCCAAUUGCUUUUUCGUAACUCAACCCAACACAAUCAAGCGCACCGGGAGAGAGUACCGAAAGUGGGUAAAAUGUCCAAACCUGGUCAGUUCCGAGCCGAUCUCCCUGAGCUCGCGAGACAUCUCCUCACGAAUGGCCCUCACAAAACUAAACCCACCGCCCGUCGAGUCCGAGUCAUCCUAAACAGCACAUGCGUCGUUGAUACCACCAAAGCAGUCCAUAUUUGGGAACACGUUGCAUAUCCGCAGUACUAUGUACCUAUAACAGAACUGCGGAACUGCCGUUGGAAAGACAAGCAAGACAUUCAGUCUACCGGCGACGCAAUUCAAGCCGCUGCGGCAGUCGUUGAAGUCACCGUUCCUGGCCGGGACGGUGAAAACGACUUCACCACCGACCGGGCUUUAAGAUUUUCCGACAAUGGAGAGAUCAGCGGUGCCCUAAAGGGUCUGGUAAGGCUCGAGUUCGGUAGUAUGGACCAGUGGCUCGAGGAAGAAACGCCCAUAUACGUCCACCCCAAGGAUCCCUACAAGCGCAUCGAUAUUCUCCCUUCGACGCGACCAGUAGAGAUCAAGGUCGCCGGAAAGACCGUCGCCAAGACCGACUUCGCCGUUCAUUUGCUGGAAACUGGGUUGCCUACGCGAUACUACCUCCCCUUAGCGUCGGUUGAUCAGUCAGCGUUGCGACAAAGCAAGCUCAUCACAAAGUGCCCCUACAAGGGCGAUGCCGAGUACUACAAUGUUGUUGUAGAUGGCACAGAGUACAGCGACUUGGUAUGGUACUACAGGCUUCCGACUCAGGAGAGCGCGGGGAUUGCCGGUCUACUGUGCUUUUACAAUGAAAAGGUUGACAUUAUUCUGGAUGGAGAAGUUCUGGAGCGGCCGAAAACAUUCUUUUCUUGAAAUAGGUGGUCAUAGGCAGCUUGAGCAAAUUUCAGUGAAGUGGUUUUGAUGAUGCAUUAUGUGCAAUCGCAGUCGUGACUUUCUUUCGGAACCUGCAAUACAGACUGGAUGGAGUUGGAUCAUGAUACAUCUGGGUGUCACUGUAGUCACGGAAUGAAUGAUAAUUUUAUAGUAUCCUUCAAUUUUUUAAU
This is a messenger RNA of Colletotrichum godetiae, 1129 nucleotides long. RefSeq lists its product as uncharacterized. The transcript has 3 exons. NCBI's taxonomy places the organism in Eukaryota, Fungi, Ascomycota, Sordariomycetes, Glomerellales, Glomerellaceae. The coding region runs from base 111 to 938 and encodes 275 amino acids. The record is from RefSeq and is a predicted model, not a curated record.